CAAGUCGCCCAAGCAUGUGACGUAUGCUGUCAUGUGACCGGCGACCAGGAAGAGCAACCUUUUUUUGGACGCCAAGAGGAAAACAUUACGCCUAUGUGUUCUCGCACAGCCGAAUAACCAACAUUUCAAGCCAAACGGUUCUUGGAGAGACAACAUGUCGUACGGUCAAGGAGACAGUUAUCGCCCGGUCCCUCGGGAUUUCACCAGCCUCAUCCAGACAUGUACCUCCAAUAUACAGAAGAUCACGCAAAACACCGCUCAGAUCAAGAACAUGGUGAGCCAGUUGGGAACCAGGCAGGACAACAGUGAACUUCAGGAUCGCCUUCAGCAGAUCCAACACUACACCAACCAGCUUGCAAAAGAAACCAACAAGCACCUGAAGGAGUUGGGCUCUGUUCCUUUGCCAGCCUCACCCUCGGAGCAAAGGCAGCAGAAGAUUCAGCGGGAACGGCUGAUGAACGAGUUCUCCGCAGCUCUCAACAACUUUCAAGCGGUCCAGCGGCGCGCGGCCGAAAAGGAGAAGGAGUCGGUAGCUCGAGCGAGAGCCGGAUCUCGUCUAUCGGCGGACGACAGUUUGCGAGAUGAAAAGCUCGUCUCUUUUGAUAAUCAGGACGACUGGGGUCAAAUGACCACUCAGACGGAGGAAGCGGCCAUCACUGAGGAGGACCUGGAACUUAUUAAGGAGAGAGAAACCAACAUCCGACAGCUGGAGUCGGACAUCCUGGACGUCAACCAGAUUUUUAAGGACCUCGCAGUGAUGAUCCAUGACCAAGGAGAGAUGAUUGAUAGCAUCGAGGCAAACGUGGAGAAUGCCGAAGUUCAUGUCGAGCGAGGAGCAGAGCAACUGCAGAGAGCUUCCUACUACCAACAAAAGUCCCGGAAGAAGAUGUGCAUCCUGGCGUUAGUCUGCUCCAUCGCACUGGUCAUUCUGGGCAUCAUCAUCUGGCUUGUAUCAAAGUGACGUCACACGCACCAUGUUAACUCCAGCUUUGUUCUUUCUGUAUUAUAUAUAUUACACGCUGCCCUCCUCUCACCUGAAAGUACCUGCUAGGAGAGCUCACAGGAUUGCCGCCAUAGAUUAGUGCAGAGCUGCAAACAUGCCAAGCUCCACCCACCACGGACGGGUUUCUUUUGUUUUAUUUUGGGAGGGAGGGAGGAUAAUACACACAUUUGAACUGCAUCUAAAGACCAACUGAGGUGGUUGAGGGGAUUGAUUGAUUGAUUGAUUUUCUUGCACUAACACUCGCAAUUUCAAGUGUUUCAUUAUUGCAAUUAGUAGACCAAACUAGGAAAGAAUAUAUCAUAUUGUGAUUUCUUUUUUUUUCCGUGUGUAUGAUUGUCGUCAUCUCUUCUUGUGGCACCUUCUCAUCAAAAAGUGUGUAUAUUGCACAAUUCAAGUCAGUUAGAAAGACUACAGAGAGCUGGCUGGCUCGCUGGCUGGCACACACACACAAGCAGGACGACUCCAAGCAGCGAUUGUCGUAAAACUGUUGUAUACACAGUCAAUUCCUAUUUGUAAAUAUUACGCUGUACUGCAUUCUAGCCUAUUAUCAUGUACGGUAGAUUGCGAAAACGCAACGCCUGUCCCAAGAAGCAACAGAAUUGAUUUAUACGACUCGUGUCAGUAUAUGGAAUAAAUGUCUUGAUUGCAGUA
Messenger RNA from Syngnathus typhle (broad-nosed pipefish), 1654 nucleotides. It is a transcript of the gene stx12, whose product is annotated as syntaxin 12. The record is from RefSeq and is a predicted model, not a curated record. The transcript is spliced from 10 exons. Lineage: Eukaryota; Metazoa; Chordata; Actinopteri; Syngnathiformes; Syngnathidae. Bases 155 to 961 code for a protein of 268 amino acids. Gene Ontology annotation, cellular component: SNARE complex; postsynaptic recycling endosome; endomembrane system. Gene Ontology annotation, biological process: intracellular protein transport; vesicle fusion; vesicle-mediated transport. Gene Ontology annotation, molecular function: SNAP receptor activity; SNARE binding.